CCUCUCGGUCUCCCGCCAUCGCGUCCAGCUGUGGCCCUCACAGGGCACGCUCGCUGGCUCUCACCUGACAGGUCCCUGGCCUCAGGACGACAGCCAGCAACAACACAUUCCCUACAUGAGGGACAAAGCGACGCAGACCCCCAGGGCCUGGGCAGAUGAGAGGAGGAGGGGCUCUCACAAACGCUCGGCCUCCUGUGGGAGCACCGACCAGCUCAAGGAGAUUGCCAAAUUGCGGCAGCAGCUUCAGCGCAGCAAACGCAGCAGCCGCCAUCGGAGAGAUAAAGAGCGCAAGUCGCCGUUCAAUGGCAGCCACACCAUCAUCCAGUCGCAGUCGCCUAUGCCCAAGACCAUCCUGAUCCCCAUCCCUAUAUCCAAGUCGUCGGCCCCUCGGUUCCGCAACAGCGUGGAGGGCCUCAACCAGGAGAUCGAACGCAUCAUCAUCCGAGACACCCCCGAGAAGGACGAGACCAUCGUUCCACAGGAUGUCCCAGAUGGACACCGUGCACCCCCACCCGUCCCCCCACAGCGCAGCAGCAGUACCCGCAGCAUCGACACACAAACUCCCUCAGGGGGCGGCCUGAGUAGUAACCAUAGCAACUGCAGUAGCCGUCCCGACUCCAUCUCACCCUCCUACCUCACUGUCCUCAAUGACACGGGUGGAGGCAGCCCCUACGAGGACAAAGAGCUGGGCCCCUGCUCCCCGCUGCCUAAAUACGCCGCCUCUCCCAGACCCAACAACAGCUACAUGUUCAAGAGAGAACCUCCAGAGGGCUGCGAGAAGGUCAAAGUGAUCGAGGAGUCCAUGCCCAAACCUCUGCAGGAGAUCCCUCCCUUCCUGUGUCCCGACCGCAACAAGGUCAACUUCAUCCCCAACAGUGGCUCUGCCUUCUGCCUCGUCAGCAUCCUCAAGCCCUUACUCCCUGCCCCGGACCUCAACUUUCGCCCCGGGGUGGGCCUCCGAAGCCUGUCCCCGUCCCUCGUGCCUCUGUCCACCCAACCCUGCCUCUUGGAGGAGCCGGAGAGCUUCUGAUGGCCCCCGUGGCCUUUAUAUCAACUAACAUGCCCCCCUCAGUCCCCAAAAACAACCAACGAAAUCAGAAAGCAUUUGAGGAAACAACCGUUUUUGCUCCAAAAUAAAAAAAAUUAAAAAAAAUGCCUUCAGCAUGCCAGCUCAGCUCUCUCUGAUGUCCUUAUCUUCUUCAAAAAGCGCUUCCCACUGCCUCUCCUCCUCAGACGAUUACAACGUGAGAGUCCUGCAGCCCUGAGCAGGUGUUAGCAGCUAACAUUUCAUCGCUUUCUUCUAACUUUAGUGCUGGUUUACGUUCAUGUUUUUUGGGAGGAAAAAGGGCGAAAGGACUUGACUCUUUUAUUUCAUCGUAUUAUACCAUGGCGCCUUUCCACGGACAUCUCUUUUUCUAUCUGUAGUUAUUUAUCUUGAUAUAAAAUAUGCCUUCCAUUAUGAUGACAACAAAAAAAAAGGCUGCUGGUUUCCUUGGCGACCACGAGAUUGACCACGGAGGCUAAUUUUGGUGCUGCCAAAUAUAUCGUAGCAAAACUUGAAGGGUCGUGAAAAGGAGCAGUUAAAAAUGUGCCUGAUAUUUUAGACCGCUCAGUUUCCCUAAACCGCCAUAGUGCUCUGAUCAUGUCUGACCGUUGCCAUGACGCAUAUUAUGGUCUUUGCACUAUGGUGGCAAUAGGUACAUACUAGAAAGGCAAGGCCAGGCAAGAAAAAAUUCAACUAAGCAUGUAUUCAGACCACCUCCAGACAUCUGUUUGAUGUUUUUACUAGCUGUUUGUCAUGAAUGCUGACUGUAAACUUGUUCAAGCUGAUGCCUUCGUUACUCUAACUGGUAGCAGUGAUCUGGUACCUGCCAGGCGGUGUGUAUCUAAGGGAAACACAGGCCAGGGCUAUGAUGUGUGCAGCGUGUUCAACCUGUGUCUGCUUGCCCCCUCCUUCCCAAGCACCAGCCUUUUUUUACUCCACCACUAUCACUUCUUCUCCUAGCUCUUUCCCUCCCUUUUCUUUCCCUCACUGUCACUCUGAUGCUGAUUUUCCUUCUGUCUUGCUCAGCUUGUGUUGUUGUGAAAUGCAUCCAGAAGGGGUCGCCUGUCCUCAGUGUGGACGGGCUGCCUCUGGCUGGCCGGGGCCUGAACAUGGAGUGGCCAGCGAGCCCAAAUACUACACUGAAGAUGGUAGAUGGGCUAGUACGAGCUCAAUACCUCCAUUUUAAUCUACAAUUCUACAAGCUUCACUGGAACUUCAUUACCGUUCAAAAGUGUGGGGUCACUUAGAAAUGUCCUUAUUUUUGAAAGAAAAGCAGUUUUUUUCAGUGAAGAUAACAUUAAAUGAAUCAGAAAUCCAGUCUAGACAUUGUUAAUGUGGUAAAUGACUAUUCUAGCUGGAAAUUUUGAAUGGAACAUCUACAUUGAGAAAAAAUGAGUAAGGUUUGUGUCAGUGACACUGACAGAGCAGCAGCACAUGCAAGUAAUGCCACCAUCAGUCUUGAGGAUUCUAGAUUAAUUGAUGAUUAGAAAACCCUUGUGCAGUUACGUUAGCACAUGAACAAAAGUUUUCAUGGAAAAUGUGAAUUUGUCCGGAUGACCCCAAACUUUUGAACGGUAGUGUAUGUUCCAAAUAAUUUUUUCUGUUGCUUCGUUAUAAAUGUACAGGUCUUUGGCCACAUUGCCAAUAAGUGAAGAAGCUCCUGAAAACCAUUUGUCCGUUUUUGAGUAAUGUUGCUAACACAGACAGACAGACAAACGUACCUGAUUGUCACAUAACUCCGACGCAUUCCUUGGCAGAGUAACUAGCUGGUGAAUGUUUUAUUGGCUGUAGAAUCAGACCUAAAGGAGAGUGAAUAUUACACUUAGAUGUAGAAAACACUUGACACUUAUUUCUGCUGCCCCCAAGUGGCCCAUUUUACUAAGCAAGCAACAAAUAGCAACAGCUAAAUGUGUAAAAAUAAAAUACCUACUUCAACCCAGUAACAAAUGCAGGAAAAUAAAAAAAAUCCCAGAUGUGGAAUGACCAAAAAUGUCCAAACAUUGCAGCAAACAGGUGAUCCAGAAACCAGGUUUUCAGGGCUUCUUUUUUAAUUAUUUUAUCAGAAAAAUUUAGACUUUUAAACCAGACAGUCUAGUUUUAGGUAGCAGUGUAAAGACUCUCGGUGUGGUUUCCAGGUCGGCAGCUUCUCCAUGCUGCGCUCCAUCCUCCUGUAUUCCUGUUAUGCGUCAUUACUACUUGACUGUGCCUGCGAUGGUGGGAUAGGAAUGUACCGGAUUUGUAAAUACAGAGGCACACUGUGUUUGUAUUAUCGGCUGACAAAGAUAUGUAUCUAAAUGAGUCAACAAGUGUACCAUAUGACCCCCUCACCUUCCUCCUCCUCCUCUUUCUCCACUAAGUACUGUGAAUUACUACGUGUCAUUAUUGUGAAUAAUAUUGUAUUUAUUUAUCGGACAAGGAGAGCAAUUGGGUUUCAGAGAAUUUUAAAUCAAGAAUAGAUUACAUCAUCCAUCUCAGGUUGUAGAGAAUAGGAUACGAAAAAAAGAAGAUAUACUAAUUUUUCAGCGCACACCUAACAAAGUCUACACAACUAAGAGGCAGCAAAACCAACAGCUGCUGUCAAUGUAGCCUCAACACAGUGGAGAUCCUGAAUGAUGUAAACCUGUAGCAGAGUAGAAGUAGAGAGAAGUGUGGAUGUCAUUUGUUCAGUGGCCUGAUUUGGAGUAACAGGUCACAAAAAACACAAAAAAAAUGUUUAAACUAUGAAAGAAAUGAAGGUUCCAAAAUGCUGAAAACAAUCACACCAAAAGCGACGAUCUGAUUUAUUGUUUUUAGACGUCUGUUUACAAAAAGAAGUAGUAUAAAAGAGCAGGUUAUACAUGUGGAAAUAGAAAUUUAAUCCAAAGUUUUGGGUUUUUUUUUCAUGGAUAAACAGCAUUUUGGAAGAGUUUGAGACGAGAUGAACUCAACUCUGUUUGCUUGUCCGGUUUACUGGAAACAGAACUGCCAAGUUUUCAUCUGUUAAACCCCUUCGAGUGAAAUAAAAAGGCAUAGUUGAAUUAAAAAAUAAAAGCAUCUGUGAUUGA
This is a messenger RNA of Amphiprion ocellaris (clown anemonefish), 4089 nucleotides long. RefSeq names its product family with sequence similarity 117 member Ba (gene fam117ba). Lineage: Eukaryota; Metazoa; Chordata; Actinopteri; Pomacentridae. The transcript has 7 exons. The record is from RefSeq and is a predicted model, not a curated record. The coding region runs from base 116 to 1030 and encodes 304 amino acids.